This is a messenger RNA of Diuraphis noxia (Russian wheat aphid), 2785 nucleotides long. It is a transcript of the gene LanB1, whose product is annotated as laminin subunit beta-1. Gene Ontology annotation, cellular component: laminin trimer. The record is from RefSeq and is a predicted model, not a curated record. NCBI's taxonomy places the organism in Eukaryota, Metazoa, Arthropoda, Insecta, Hemiptera, Aphididae. Gene Ontology annotation, biological process: animal organ morphogenesis; basement membrane assembly; substrate adhesion-dependent cell spreading.
UGUGCACAUGCAACACWCAAGGAACCGUGGACAAUCAGGGAUGCAACAAGGAGACGGGAGAAUGUACGUGCAAGAGGUACGURGCCGGCAGAGAUUGCAAUCAAUGCAUCCCGGGCUUUUGGGGUUUGUCCGAUAGUCAAGAUGGCUGUAAGCCGUGCGAUUGCGACGUCGGUGGAGCGUAUGAUAACAUGUGUGACGUCCUCACGGGACAAUGCUUGUGUCGACCUAAUUUAUCUGGACGUACGUGCAGUGUACCUGAACAAAACUUCUUUGUUGGUCCCGUCGACACUGUGGUCAGCGAAGCUGAAUUAUCCAAUUGCGGACAAGACAAUUGUCAAGUAUUUAUUCGAGAACCUUACAGAGAUGGUAGAGAUAAUACAUGGACUGGUACAGGAUUUAUGAGAGUGUUUGAUGAUGCUGAGUUAGUUUUUGAUUUGAAGAAUAUACCAAUUACAACAAAUUAUGAAAUCGUCCUCAGAUAUGAACCACAAAUUCCUUAUGAUUGGGAUGAUGUCAGAAUUACAUUGGAAAGAAUGCAACCCAUCGAACCUAACAGUACCUGUGCUGAAUAUGAAGUGAACUACAAUGCUGGAGAUAUUAGAAGCAUUUUAUUGCCGCAAGAUUCUAGGUUUGCUAUAGCUACGCCACCAGUAUGUUUAGAAGCAAAGAAAGAGUACAAAGUGAAAAUUAAUUUCCAAAGAUACAACAACAGAACAAUUAAUCCAUCCGCGUCAAUACUAGUAGACUCGUUAGCUUGUGAAUGUAAUCCUGAAGGAUCAGCUACACAACAGUGUAAUCAAACUACUGGACACUGUAAUUGUAUGUUAGGAAUAGGCGGUGAUAAAUGUGACUCUUGUGCAAGAGGAUAUUUAGGUAAAGCUCCUAAUUGCAGUCCGUGUGGAGAAUGUUUUGAAAACUGGGAUCAAACACAAAAAGAGCUUAGUGAACAAACGGAGAAGGUAUUUAAAUCAGCAUCAGAAAUAAAAGCUACCGGAACUACAGGUGCUUAUAAUAACCAAUUUGAAACUAUGGAAAAGAAAAUAUCUGAAGUAAGAGAUAUAUUGCAAACAACUACAAAAAGUUCAACAGAUCUUCAAACAUUAAAUGAUGUUAUUGAUCAACUCAGAAUUAAUCUUACUACUAUGGAUCAACUAAAUGUUGUUACAAAAACAAUUGAUAAUACAAUGCAAAGAGUUAUUUUGGCUAAUUUAACAUUGGGAAACCUUAAUKCAAAAGCAAUCAACUUAAAAGAAACUGCACUAAGCUUAAGAAAUAAUUCAACACAACUUCAAGAACGAAAUGUUGAAGGUGCUUUAAACUUAACCAAAGAAGCAUAUGAAAAAGCAAAAACAUUAAAAAUAGAAGAGAAUAUUCAAGAUAAAUUAUUAUCUGAUGCUGAACACCAGUGUAAAAGAACUGAAUUAUUCUUUGGUCGAAAUGUUAAUUCCUUUAAUCAAGGUAUUAAAGACAAUGAACUCGCAUUGGAAAAAUUAAAUGAAGAGAUGAACAAAUUGAAUCAAGAAAUACCUAAAUUAAACCAACAGAUUUGCGAUAAAGGUGGUGAAACUUGUGACAAGCUUUGUGGUGGUGCAGGCUGUGGUUUUUGUGGUGGUUUAUCAUGUGAAGCCGGUGCUACAACUAAAGCAGAACGUGCUUAUAGCUUUGCUAAAGAAGCACAAAAACAUAUACGUGACAAAGAAKCAAAAGGCGAAGAGUUGUUUAGAGGUUUAUCUCAAGCAAAUCAAGAAUUAAAUUUGACGUUGGCCAAUGCUAAAAUCAUAUCAGAGGUGGCAAAGAGGGCGCAAAUACAAUCUCAAAGCAUUCUAAAUGAAAGUUACAGUUUAAUUGAUAGGCAUGAUAAAUUUUUGAAUCCUUCAGGAGUCCAAUCUACCGAUGUUGCAAUGAAAGUUGAUCAAGUUCUGAAAUUAAAUAUUAACUUAAAACCCGAACAAUUACGUCAACUUUCAGAAGACAUAAAUAAAACGUUAUCUCUACCAAAAAAUAUUGAUACGAUUAUAAAUGAAACUGCUGGAGAUUUGUUAUUAGCUAAAACCUUGAAUGAAGAUGCUGAAAUGAAACAGAUGGCUGCUAAAAACAUACUUCAGGUCGCUGAACGCGUUGAAACAGCUUUAGCGGAAGCACAAAGUAUACAAAAAAAUGUCGAUGAUGGUAUAGUAACAACAAAUCAAAAUAUUGAGAAUGCAGUUAAUAGCAUAACAAAUGUUAAAACAGAAACGGGCGUUACUCAAGAAAAUAUUCAGAAAGUUUUAGAUGAAAUCAAUGCUAUAGAAAGUAAAUUGAAAACACUACAGACCGGAUUUUUAAAAAAUGUCAGAGACGCCAAUGAGGUCAAGUCGGAAGCUAGCACUUUGAUACAAGAAGUAGAAGAUACUGAAAAGAAAGCAUCGCAACUAUUAGCUUCUUAUUAUGAGGCUAGUAACAAGUUAGACAACCGUGCACAAAUCGCGAAGACCACGAAAAAUAAUUCACAGAGUUUAUUAGAAAAAGCUAGUCAACUGUCAGCCAACACUACUUUGAAAUUGAGAGAACUAGGAGAUGCUGAACAAAUAAUUAUUAAUCAAGAGGAGUCAAUUUCAAAGCUUAUUAAAGAUGUAGAUGAAUUGUAUGGAAUGAUGACCGAAAAUUUAGAUAAAAUCAGUUCACAAUCUGACCACUAUCGGACGUGCAACAAUUAGUAAAAAUGAUUGCAGUAAUAUUUUAUUUCAAUUGUUGAGUGUCAUAUAUUUAUUUUAAUAGUUUUCAUUUUUUAAAUUGUGUUUAUUUA